GCCUGAGCUACAGUAUCACAUAUCUCACCUUGACUUUACCUACCGUACCUAGCCAAAACGCUACAGGCUGGCGAGUAUCGUCAAGUCUCUGGAAGUGCUAUUCCCCAGCAGAGUUGGCGAUCCAGCUGGUGACUAUCACCAUACGCCUACUUGAACGGAACGCAGAUCCGACCGUAACGUUAUCGUUGACCCCUCGAGAGGCCAUUAUCCCUGUCCGGACGAGCUCAGUCGAGUCGGAUGCGAAGCCGAGGGGCACCAAAGAUUCGUUUGCAAUGGGCUCCUAGUACCUAGCAUAUCAGCUGUGCAAGCGCAUCGCCUCGACGUCCAAGCCUUUCCGAGCCCCCGCCAUGGCCCAACCGCCAUCUUUCGGCUCUAACAACCCCUUUCGCCGUAAAGCUCCCUCCGAUUCUGCCCCUCCAGCCCCGCCUCGUACCGUUCCCCCGUUCGCCGAAGAUGAAGCCUCGACGUCGACCCCUGGCAUCGCGCCCACGGCGCUGUCCGGCGAACAGUUUUGGAGCCACUUGCAAGCCCAUGCUCAUCCGAGUCAACCGCCGCCCACGACAAGCUUUCAGAAACCAAAGGUCGUGAAGAAGGUCCGCGUACAAUCGCCCCCGCCAUCAUCGCCCGAGUCGGCUGGUAUACCUGAGCGGUUUCCGCCCGUCGAUUGCGAUGAUGACGAAGAGAGUAGCAGUACAGACGCCGAUGAGCACCUAGAUCCGUUCAGUUAUGCCCCUUCCACCGGCUCCGUGGAUGGCUCGGACACGGGAGGUGAGCCGCAGCCGACACAACCGAAUCGUCUUCCACCAAAUCCGUUUCAGAAGACGCUUCAGGACCCGGCAACUGGAUCGAUUGAGCCACCACAGGGGCCAGGGGCGACCUCGGGAACAAAGAGUACGCUGGAUGUAGAAGCUUUCAGACGGCUGUUGUUAACCGGCGAGGCGCCCCAUCCUACCCAGCAGACCACUCCGCAGACCACUCCGCCGAACGAUGGUGCAAGUACAACAGACAAUUCAUCCAUCUCGCGUCAGUCUAUAUCCGAUACAAUACAUCUUGCCCUGGAGACUCCGCGUACAUCGCACGAAGUCUCUGAGCUCGAAGCCGAGGAUGACCGGAGAGCGUUGAUCAGCAGCUCUCAGUCAAGCUUACAGCCUGGCCCGACCAUUUUGAGGAAAAAGCCCCCGCCCCCGAGCUCACGGCAUGGGAAAUUGAUCAGGACAGAGACAAGAGGCGAAGCAACAGAUGCUGGGGCUAGGUCCCCCCUAUCAUUACCGAGUCCGACACGCAGAAAUACUACGAUACCCCUGACCUCGCCAUCAAGACAGAGACCUCCGACCCCGUCAGACGUUAACAAACCGCUGCCCCCUGUUCCACAAAGACUGCCCGCAGACGAUGACGCGGAAAGCGUGUUUGAUCGCGUAGCAGCGGGCAAGGUCCCGGAGCCUGAUAUGGAGUAUGGACUAGGCAUCACCAUGUCUCCAAGGCCACCCACACCGCCAAAGCCAUCGCGUACAGCCUCAAACACCCAAUCCAGGAAGCCUGCUCCUCCCCCGAGGCGCCAGCCGCACGGACGCACCGAGAGCAAAGUAACCGCUGCCGCGUCGCAGCCAACAGUUGGUCCAGAUGACCCGGACUCACCUUUGCGCCGAUCCUCGGUGGACUCAACGAGAUCGCGCUCCUCCAGCUUGCGCGUCAGCAUCCACGCCCCGGCACCGCCUCCGCCCCGUCGGCCAAGCCACCGUACCUCAAAUUCACUAACGUCACCUCCAGCGGUUAGCGCUGUGUCUCCAAGUAGCGAAAACUUCCCAGCAGACGCUGCUUCCCCCCCAGCUGCUGAGCCGUACGUCCAAACACAACCACUGGCGGUGAUAACUUCAUCCCCGCUACCCAUCCAAGACAGCAGCAACCACAGCAGCAGUAGCAGCAUUAGCGGUAACGACCAGAGUCUAGAAACGGUCAUUCAAGCCCCCGCCCCCGUCCCCGUCCCUGCCCAACCUCCAACUCAAGCACCUACAGCCGAGACAGUGACUACCACUGUCGCUACAGGAGCAGGCCCGGCGGACAGCCCAUCCUUGAGCCCAGCAAGCCAUGGUACCCAAGCCCAAGCCCAAACCCAAAGUCCUUCAGCCGCGGCGCCGCUCCGUACAAAGCUCUCGCCCCCGCCACCACCGCCUGCGCGCAAUGCCUCUCUUCGUGCGAAAAGGCCGGGAAGUGGUGGUAGUGGUGGCGGGGGCGGCGGGGGGAGUGGUGGUGCUGGCCUGCUGUCCCCCCCGCCGUCCCGCAAGGGAAGUACUGGGCGAGCAAAGGACAGUGUGCCUCCCGUUGCUGCACCCCCGCCGCCCCCGCCGCCAUCUAGGAGGGAUAGGGAUCGGGACAAGAGUUGGCGGCGGGAUAGUGGGGAUAGUGUGAUUCCUGCUGGUCCUGGUAGUAGCGGUGGGGGUCCUAGUACUGAUGGUGGUGUUGGCACUGGUACUGGUACAGGCACGGGGCAGGGCGGUGGGCUUGAUGGGCUGCCGAUGGCGGAGCGGUCGCCGGGGGAUGCUGACGACCUGUCACCGUCGGCACCGGCGGCAGCGUCGGCGGCACCAGAUAUACUCGCCGACCUGGGCAGGCUGCAGAGAGAGGUGGAUGCUCUCAGGGGAAGGUAUGAGAUUGAAAAGGGGCAUCAGGGGCAAUCUGAGGGUUAGGGUUGAGUAUGAUUAUUGACGAUGAUUAUGGGUUCUGGGUAUAGAAAUGACCGCUGCUUGCAACGAGUUAGAAGACCGGGGCAAAUCCCCUUAAAACGUGGAAUGACCAUGUUGGUACCUACUGGACCAGUACCGUUAGACCACUCGCUCUGCCGCUAUGAAAGAC
Messenger RNA from Canariomyces notabilis, 2850 nucleotides. RefSeq lists its product as uncharacterized. Bases 348 to 2684 code for a protein of 778 amino acids. Lineage: Eukaryota; Fungi; Ascomycota; Sordariomycetes; Sordariales; Chaetomiaceae. The record is from RefSeq and is a predicted model, not a curated record. The transcript has a single exon.